Molecule: messenger RNA, 1600 nt
Organism: Daldinia decipiens
Lineage: Eukaryota; Fungi; Ascomycota; Sordariomycetes; Xylariales; Hypoxylaceae
Exons: 4
Coding region: 271-1311 (346 amino acids)
Source: RefSeq, a predicted model, not a curated record
UGCUGCACCUUCCGGGGCCCCGACCUUGCUUUCCAGCUACCGAGGCUCCUAAUCUAUGCCAACCUCUUGACAUUCAUACCAUUGGAUGAUCUCCACGUACACGUUCCCCGGGAAACCUUUAGAGGACAAGACCAUCGUCGCUAUCAAUUUACGGCAUGGCUCUUGGGAUUCAGUACUACCGUUUUGCCCCUGACAAUUCAUGACAGCGAUCAUGUACUUUGUACACGAAGGGUUAGAAAAACGCUAUAUAGGCUCCUCCUGAUCCUCAUCAUGGUUAUCUUAUACUACCUCCUUUCCCGUAAGAAGUCGCGAAUCCCCACGUCGGAUAUAUGGGCGAGGGAACCCACGAAUACUUUGCGUCAAUACAAGCAUUACGGACGAGAAUGUAAUGUUUCCUCCUUGGACAUCCAUUUACCUGCUGGAUCCGUUUGUUCGGACAAGAAUUCGAUGCUGACAGCCAUGUCAUCUGGCGGUCGGGCAGGUAAGGAUGCACCAUACACGCCUCGUGGUUGCAAUAUGCAGUGGUUUAGCUCGUGGGAAGCGUGCGAUAUUCUAGGUCGGUAUUCUCAAGUUAUUCUCGUGGGAGACUCCAUGCUGAGACACAUUAUUGGGGCCUUGAAUAUCGUAAUUCGAGAGGAUGUGGGAUACGGCGCGGUUACUAAUUGGAACUUCGACGAGGAAGAAAAACGCAAGUGCUUUUGUAACAAGCAAUUCGACGUCCGCGAUUGCUCAGUCCAGGGUAUUUUUAGCACGGCUGAUGUUAUAGAGCACGACCCUGUAAGUCUCACGUGCACGAGAUGGAUGCCGGAGUGGGACACAGAUCUACGGAUUGAGCAAAUCGUGCGAUAUCCCAUCCCAGAGGAAGAACACCGACGGUUAGAGAAGGCGAUUGAUCCCAACCCCUUACAGCGGAAGGCCUUCGUUCUUGGCCAUGGGCUGUGGAAUAAUCUGGAGAUAGACCAAUCUCUGAGCUGGCUGGAUCUGGUAUUGGACACGAUCGAAUCGAAGACGAGAGCUAGCACGCGACAGCGGGGCCCAAACUCUAAAGGGAACGUGCCGGUUCUCCUGGUUACGCCAAACGCGGCUGGAGACAAGAAGCCGGAUGAGUGGAUCGUCAGCCAGGGGAAUAAGGCCCUCGUGAAGUUUGAGCACGAGAUGGCGGUUGAGGCAGCCAAAAGGGAAAUUGACCACCUAGGGACGUGGAACAUGAGCAUUCAAGCAACCCUAUACGACGGUGUGCAUAUGGAUAUGCGAGGGAACCUACUAAAGGCUCAGAUGGUGUUGAACUGGCUGAAUCUAUUGGACAGGUGAGGCGGCGCCACCUGGAACCCUCACAUAAGGAAUCGGUAGGGGACCGUGGGGAUGAAUGUUUCGGACAGCUUUCGCCUUGCAUUAAGCGUUCCAGGGAAUUUUAAACGGGGAAUAAUUGAAUGGUGGGGGGAGAAGGUCACGUCGAAUUACCAUUAUAUGCAUGCAUGCUCUACUGCACAGCUAACAGCACAAACGAGUUCCACUCCUUACCCAUGUACAUUAGAUACAAUGUCCACAACACGAUGCAGCAGAGCUAAUACAGCUAUAUUGCUACUCGCACGUACACAUG